Molossus molossus (Pallas's mastiff bat) is the source of this 866-nucleotide messenger RNA. It is a transcript of the gene PBDC1, whose product is annotated as polysaccharide biosynthesis domain containing 1. The record is from RefSeq and is a predicted model, not a curated record. The coding region runs from base 20 to 622 and encodes 200 amino acids. Gene Ontology annotation, cellular component: cytoplasm. Lineage: Eukaryota; Metazoa; Chordata; Mammalia; Chiroptera; Molossidae. The transcript has 6 exons.
CUUUGUUAGCUGCAACAACAUGGAGUCGACUAGUGAAAGAGAAGAGCCGGUUUCCGGGGAGCUCGUGUCAGUGGCACAUGCUCUUUCUCUCCCAGCGGAGUCUUAUGGCAACGAUCCUGAUAUAGAGAUGGCGUGGGCCAUGAGAGCAAUGCAGCAUGCUGAAGUCUACUACAAGCUGAUUUCAUCAGUUGACCCACAGUACCUGAAACUCACCAAAGUGGAUGACCAAAUCUAUUCUGAAUUUCGGAAAAAUUUUGAGAAACUCAGGAUAGAUGUAUUGGACCCAGAAGAACUCAAAUCAGUAUCAGCUAAAGAGAAGUGGAGGCCAUUCUGUUUGAAGUUUGAUGGGGUUAUAGAAGAUUUCAACUAUGGUACUUUGCUGCGACUGGAUUGUUCUCAAGGCUACACUGAGGAAAACACCAUCUUUGCCCCCAGGAUACAAUUUUUUGCCAUUGAAAUUGCUCGGAACCGGGAAGGCCAUAACAAAGCAGUUUACAACAGUGUUCAGAACGAAGAGGGAGAGAAAGGAGCCAACAGAGGAGCAAAGGAGAACAACAAAGGAGGAGAAAAAGAAAAAGAAGCCAAUGAAGGAAUCAACAAAAGUGGUGAAACAUCUAUGUAAGGUAGAAAGAGAAUAUCACUCUAGAAACAAUAACUCAACUGAGCCUACAAAGUUACUUACACAGUAUCCCUGUGGUUAAAUGUAUGUCCUUGUUCAACUGAAGGACAUGCAGAAAGACAUUUUUUUGUAGCCUAAUAAUCAGGAGCUGCUUUGGUUGUUCUCUUGUAAGAACUGGUUUAAAGACUAUGAGUGGAGUCAUAGUUGACUGUUUCUUGGUAUAUUUUUUCUUGGUUUUCUUCACUGA